AGCAACACUGAGGCGGCAAAAGAAAACCAUCACAUCCUCGUUGAUUCUCUUGUCGUCUCCCUUUCUUCUUCGUUAUUUCGCCGUCUCCUUGCCAACUUAAUGAGGUUCGGUCUGUGGCUUUCAGCCAUCAUCUUUCUCAGCCUCGUUACUACUGGUUCAUCCUCUAUCAUCGCUGCUUCAUAUCUUCUUGUCGUCCUGUAGGCAGGUAAUUAUGAGAGCGCAUUCUUACAAGCAUUAUGUAGUGAUCCUGACAUUGAACAGAUACACAAAAUCCUGGGAGCUUCAUCUUCUUCUUCAUCAACCCAAAAAUCAUAAUGGUUGUUCUCUCUGAACUCCUCUCAGAAGGAUCUUCAUGUUCUUCAUCAACUCAUGUUCACAGUUCAUCAACUCAUGACCAUAUUUCAUCAAUUGAUGGUCAUAGAUAUGACAUAUUUUUAAGUUUUAGAGGUCUUGACACUCGUCUUAGUUUCACCAAUUACCUUCACGAUGCACUUAUAGAGGCCAAUAUCACUACCUUUUUGGAUGAUGAAGAGAUUGAAACAGGGGAAGAUCUGAAACCAGAAUUGGAGAGUGCAAUUAAGGCAUCUCGGGCUUCUAUUAUCGUGUUGUCCCAGAAUUAUGCUACUUCAACAUGGUGUCUGGAUGAAUUGGUGUUGAUCCUUGAGCAGCGUAUGACAUCCAACCAUAUUGUUAUCCCUAUAUUUUAUCAUGUAGAGCCCACGCAUGUCAGGAAGCAGCAAAGUAGCUUCGGAAAUGCAAUGGCUAAGCAUAAACAGACGAUGGACGCAGAGACAAAUGCAAAUAAAAGAAGUCAAUGGGCUCAAAAAAUAGACCGAUGGAAUAAAGCACUUACGGAAGUUUCUAAUUUAAAAGGAAAGGACAUAAAAGGAAGGCUAGAGACAGUGUUCAUUGAAGAAAUCGUGAAGUACAUCCACCGUAGAUUACAUGUACCCUUAAGGAUUUCUCAGCCAUUACUCAUUGGGAUGGAAUAUCAUAUCCACUUUGUUACUUCCUGGUUGAAUGAUAGGUCCUCACAUACUACAGACAUACUCACUAUUUUAGGUAUCGGUGGGAUCGGGAAGACAUCUUUAGCCAAACAUGUCUAUGGGUUAUAUUCUCAUGAAUUCCAAACAAGUAGCUUUAUUGAAGAUAUCGCAAGGAAAUGUGAUGGAAAGUUUAAUGGGUUGCUUGAUUUACAAAAUCAACUCUACAAUGACAUUUCAAAAACAAGUGCAAUUAGAGUUUAUGAUAUGGCAAUAUACACAACACAGAUAGAGCAUGCACUUGCCCGUAAAAGGGUCUUUCUAGUCCUUGAUGAUAUCACCACUCUUGAUCAGUUGGAUGCAUUACUUGGAAGCAAAGGUUUUCAUCGUGGAAGCAAAAUUAUAAUCACAACAAGAAACAGAUGGUUGACUGAGAGUUGUGCACUAUUCAAAACAAACAUUAAACCGAAGAAUGAAAGACUUUUGCUUUUUGGCUUAGAUGAGAUCCAAUCACAACAACUUUUGUGUUUUCAUGCAUUCAUGUGCAAUUAUCCCAAGGAAGGUUAUGAAGAGAUGUCAUAUAAGCUUGUAAAAUAUUGUCAAGGACAUCCAUUGUCUCUUGCAGUUUUGGGCAAAUCUCUAUAUAACCGAGAUGUAGCUUACUGGAAAGGGUGCUUAGAAGGACUAAAUAAAAAAACAAGUUCCCAUGUAAAUAAUGUAUUGAGAAUGAGCUUUGAUUCUUUGCCAUCCAACAAUGAUAAGGAGUUGUUUAAGCAUAUAGCUUGUUUUUUUGUCGGAAUAGAUAGAGAUGUUAGUGAAACAAUAUUAAUGGCAUGUGAUAUAAUCACAAGAUCUGGAAUCACAAAUCUCAUUGAUAGAUAUCUUCUUAGUAUAGGAUCGAAUAAUGAAUUGAAGAUGCAUCAGUUGGUUCAAGAGAUGGGAAGAUUCGAAGUACAUCAAGAAUCAUUUGACAAGCCAUGGAAGCGAAGUAGAAUAUGGUGUCAUAAUGAGUCAUUCAGAGUGUUGAAACAAAAAAAGGGUAAGGGAAAUGUUCUAGGCCUUUCCCUUGACAUGCGCAUGCUCCAGAAAGAGAAUUUGGGAGCACCAUUUGAUCUAAAAACAGAUGCUUUGAGUAACAUGGAUAGUCUGAUGCUACUACAAAUGAAUUAUGUGCACAUGAACGGGUCUUAUGAGAACUUUCCAGAUGAAUUAAGAGGCUUGUGUAUGCAUGGUUUUCGUUUAAAGUGUAUACCUUUAGAGCUACCGAUGAUGAAUUUGGUUGCUCUUGAUAUGUCAUAUAGCUAUAUUGAAUCAUUUGUUGGUUGUUAUAGCAAUACACAUCAACUUGAGAAGAGGCAAAAGUUGGAUGGAUCGUAUUUAAAAGACAACAAGCUGCUCGGAUCAUUGAAGAUUCUUAAUUUAAGUUUCUGUAAACAACUGCAUAGUCUUGGUGACUUUGACCAAUUCCCUGCACUCGAGAGAUUAAUAGUUAGAAAUUGCAUUGGUUUGGUUGAGGUUGGUGAAUCAAUUGAGAAAUGUGUUGAACUUGUCUUCAUUGAUCUGAGCAACUGCAAGAAGCUUGAAAAACUUCCAAGAAACAUAGGCAUGUUGAAGAAUGUUAAAACAUUGUUGCUCGAUGGUUGUAAUCUCAGUGAUUCUCAAACCGAGGAUAAGGAUAUGGUCAUAAACAUACGAACCUCUUCCUCCUCCUUUAUGGGUGCUAUACCAAGUGAUUUGAAGUUAUUUACAAUUUCUUUACCGAGGUCUUUAGUAAGGUUGUCACUGGUAAAUAACAAUUUGUCUACAGACUGCUUUCCCAUGAAUUUUAGUUGCUUGUCCAUGUUAAAGGAAUUAUAUUUGGAUUACAAUCCUAUAAAUUCCAUGCCCAGUUGUAUGAGAACCAUUCCUAGGCUUGAGAUACUUAGUAUGGCCAAUUGUAAAAAAUUGAAAUCAGUUGAGUAUCCUCCGCGUACACUAAGAAGGUUGUUGCUCUUUUCUCGUCUUGGGAGUUUUGUAAGGAAAGUUGAAUUUGAUCCAGAAAUGUCCCCACUAGAGGUAACAUCAAACUGGUGGUUAGAUUUCACACCUGGGUCCUGUGAAAUCGAAGGCAUGAUCAAAAUCCAAGCAAUGGUAGGUGUUGAGGAAAAGGUAUUACGGAGCUUGGGUUGGAUUAAUGAAGACUUCCUUAACAAAGGGUGUGUGGGAACCAAUCCUUCGGAAUCAAAAGUCCAGAGAAUGUUUUAUGAAUUUGGAAUAUUCAGCACAAAGUAUGAGGUGGAGGAGAUGCCGAGAUGGUUUAAGUAUAGAAGCUUGGGGCCAUCAAUAUCAUUUACCAUCCCAUCAUCAUCAUCAUCAUCAUCUCCAAACAACCUUACUGGACUCAACUUCUGCUAUUUGCACACAUUGAAACCUCCUGAUGAGUCGUUAUUAUUUCCACAUGAUCAGUUCCCUAGUACGCCAAUGAUCAGUUCCGUAGUACAUGAUAUGUUCCCUAGUACGCCAAUUACGACAAUUCAUAAUAUAACAAAGAACCACACAUGGAUAUACGAACGUCACUUGGAUGGAGUUAUUGUAGAUGGAAAGUGUUGGGUGAUGUUAAGUCAUUGGAUGUUUCGGAUGAAUGAGAUGGAGGCGGGUGACCAUGUUACUAUUACUGUUACAGCGCCAUAUGAUGAACUUGUAAAGGAGUGUGGGGUGAGUCUUGUGUAUGAGGAUGAAAAAGAAGAAGAAGAUGCAUUGGGUUAUUACAAGUCAUGGAAUCAUAUAAUUGGUGGAGAUCUCUCUCAGUUUCAAACAACUACAGGACAAUACAUCCUACAGAACAGGCGGUUUUUUGAGUUUGCCAUUUAUUUGUUUCCCUAUCUUGGUAAAUUAAUUCCAGAUGGCCCCACAUAUCAAGGACAUAAGGAAGUGUCCUGGUUUAGAGCUUUUUCUCAAAGGAAUCCUGACCUAAUUGGUAGCACACAUGUGGGUAAGGGGGAAUCUUCAAGAUCUCAUCCUUCACAUGAAACUGCUUGUGAAAGAGAGGUUGCAUUUCUAAAUUAAUCACUUGAAACUCAAUGAGUUAUAUCCUAAUUUUCAGGAAGAAUUAAGAUGGUUUGCUCAUUGUCGCAUUUGGUGCCUAUUUAUGUUCAUGUUUCUUUCUUCUUUUUUCUUCUUUUCUUUUUUUUUUUUUGUUUAGACCAUGUUUGGUAUGGUGGAAUAAAAGGAUGAAUGGAAUGAACCAUUCAAUUACUAUUUAAAAUGCAUUGUUUGGUUAUCAAAAGGAAAUGAAUGUUUCAUUACAAAGAGAAUGGGAUUCCUUAGGAACACGCCUUUUUCAUUCCUUGGGGGUACCUUACUUUUCUUUCCUUCCUUUCCCGCAUGUGAAAGAAAAUGACAAAUAUACCCGGCCUACCUCAAUCGUAUAUUUCUAAUUAGUUCUCGCGAUAAUUGAUUUUUGACAAAUCAAAGAAAACCCCAUUGAAAGGAGAAUUAUUAUCCACUGCAUCUAGAAAAUCAAGAAACUUUCUACAAAUUUUGAGCAGGAGCAGUAGGAAGAAUUACUUUUCAAGAAUCGCUCUUGACAAUAUAAAGAGCUUUCGCUUCAUCGCUUAUGUUAUAUUUAUAUAUUGCUUACUUCUUCAUUUUUAUUUGUCUUUGUUAGUUCCAAAAUCCAAAAUUGUUUAUAAGCAUAUUAUUUAUUGUUUAAACAUCUUUGUUGUUAAACAUGCACAUGAACUUUCUGAUGAAAUGUUUCAAUAAUUUUUUUCAUUGAAAUGCUUAUGACGUUGCUUAUAAAUAUAUAGAGAAAUUAAAUUGUAUUAAUUUUUGGUUCUAACUAAAGACAUCCAUGCUUGGACGAUACCUGCAUAGUUCUUUUUUAGUUUUGGCAUUUUUCAUGUUUUGAUAAAUGAUUGUUAUUUUGAUUAUAUAGAAUGUUACCUUAACUACAAAUAAUAUGUAUAGUGAUUUAGAGGGCACUUUUGUAAUUAUCAAUUAAUUUCAUUCUAUUCAUUUGUUCAUUUGUAUCUACCAAACAUGUAUGAAUGAUGCAUUCCAUUCAAGGAGACUGACCGAACAUGACAAUCGAAAUAGUACUGAUACAUUCUAUUACAUUGUCCAUUCCAUUACAUCGUUCAUUCCAUUCCUUUAUCAUUUCAUUCCAUCCAACCAAACAUACCCUUAUUGUUGUUUGAUUGCAAAAGAUAGGUGAAAACAAUAUGAAUAGCUUUUGAGUUUAGUUAAUACACAUGUAAG
Molecule: messenger RNA, 5222 nt
Organism: Lactuca sativa (garden lettuce)
Lineage: Eukaryota; Viridiplantae; Streptophyta; Magnoliopsida; Asterales; Asteraceae
Source: RefSeq, a predicted model, not a curated record